AUGCAAGAAGAGUUGCAGAAAUGCAGGGAAGCUGUGACUGAGUAUCCCAAGGGGAGGAAAGAUUCAUUCAGACCUUCUCAAGACUUGCUCUUCAGGGAGAACUUCCGGGAAGAUCAAAGUCAAGACGCUACGCAAGAGAGUAGAAAGCUGUCCUUGGUCUGUUUAGAAUCACCUCUUUGUGCUGGAGCUGAAGUAUUAGCUGAACCGCUACUUCAGGAUAUUGCUUCUUUUGAGGAAGUGGCUGUUUAUUUCUCCGAGGAGGAGUGGUCUCAACUGGAUGCUGACCAAAAAGAGCUCUACAGAGAAGUCAUGGUGGAGAAUUCCAGGAAUCUCUUUUCUCUGGGU
This is a messenger RNA of Pseudonaja textilis, 345 nucleotides long. Lineage: Eukaryota; Metazoa; Chordata; Lepidosauria; Squamata; Elapidae. The record is from RefSeq and is a predicted model, not a curated record.